Topomyia yanbarensis is the source of this 476-nucleotide messenger RNA. RefSeq names its product U6 snRNA-associated Sm-like protein LSm5. NCBI's taxonomy places the organism in Eukaryota, Metazoa, Arthropoda, Insecta, Diptera, Culicidae. Gene Ontology annotation, biological process: mRNA splicing, via spliceosome. Gene Ontology annotation, molecular function: RNA binding. The coding region runs from base 140 to 418 and encodes 92 amino acids. The record is from RefSeq and is a predicted model, not a curated record. Gene Ontology annotation, cellular component: U6 snRNP; U4/U6 x U5 tri-snRNP complex; Lsm1-7-Pat1 complex. The transcript has 3 exons.
AAACAAACGAGCAUGUAGCAUAAUUAUUUACCGAAAACAGAACAAACCCAACAUAGCAUCACAGAAUAAUAAUUAUUCUGAGCUCGCACGAUCAUUACUCGUUUAUAGUUAAUCUUGCACUAUUCUAUAUUGAUUGAAGAUGGCCCAGUCAACAGUCUCUAAUCAAUCAACUUUACUCCCUCUUGAAUUGGUUGACAAAUGCAUCGGCUCUAGAAUACAUAUCAUAAUGAAGAAUGACAAGGAAAUUGUCGGAACUUUGCUGGGAUUUGAUGACUUUGUUAAUAUGCUCCUUGAAGAUGUGACAGAAUACGAAAAUACACCGGAAGGCCGGCGGAUUACCAAGUUGGAUCAGAUUCUGUUGAAUGGCAACAACAUAACCAUGCUGGUCCCUGGAGGUGAACUGACUGAAGCUGCUUGAAGAAUAUUUUUAGAUUGUAUUCAUUUAGAUUAUAAUAAAUACUACUGUUUACAAUUUU